Molecule: messenger RNA, 2103 nt
Organism: Myiozetetes cayanensis
Lineage: Eukaryota; Metazoa; Chordata; Aves; Passeriformes; Tyrannidae
Gene: GPRC5C
Product: G protein-coupled receptor class C group 5 member C
Biological process (GO): G protein-coupled receptor signaling pathway
Cellular component (GO): extracellular exosome; signaling receptor complex; intracellular membrane-bounded organelle
Molecular function (GO): G protein-coupled receptor activity; protein kinase activator activity
Source: RefSeq, a predicted model, not a curated record
CGGGGCUGGCUCGGCUCGGCUCGGCACGGGGGGAGCGGAGCGGAGCGGUGGCCACCGGGGGCUGCGGCCGGGUCCCUGGGUGCCGCGGUGCAGGAUGGAGCCCGCGGCCGUGCUGCUGGCCCUGCUCCCCACGGCGGCCACACAGCCCACCCUGCAGCCCACCCCGCCCCCGGGCUGCGGCCACGGCCUCUCCUCCCUCUACUACAACCUCUGCGACCUCUCGGCGGGCUGGGGCAUCGCGGUGGAGGCGGUGGCCAGUCUCGGCGUGGUGACCACCUUCGUGCUCACCAUCGUGCUGGUGGCCAGCCUGCCCUUCGUGCAGGACCCCCAGAAGAAGAGCCUGGUGGCCACGCAGGUCUUCUUCCUCCUGGGCACCUUCGGGUUGUUCUGCCUGACCUUUGACUUCGUCGUGGGGCCGGAUUUCUCCACCUGCACCUCCCGCCGCUUCCUCUUCGGUGUCCUCUUCGGGAUCUGCUUCUCCUGCCUGCUGGCGCACGCCAUGGCCCUCAACUUCCUGGCGCGGCGGAACCGCGCGCCGCGGGGCUGGGUGACGCUGGCGGUGGCCCUGUCCCUCGCCUCGGUGGAGGUCAUCAUCAACACCGAGUGGCUGCUCAUCACGGUGGCGCGGCAGGAGGGCCCCCCGGACCCCUGCCAGCUGGCGGACGCCGACUUCGUCAUGGCGCUCAUCUACGUCAUGUUCCUGCUGGUGGCCACCUUCGGCGCGGCCUGGCCGGCCCUCUGCGGCCGCUACGGCCGCUGGCACAAGCACGGCGCCUUCAUCCUGGCCACCACCGGCCUCUCCGUGGCCAUCUGGUUGGCGUGGACCGUCAUGUACCUCUACGGGAACCGGCGCGCCGGCCACAAGCCCGGCUGGGAUGACCCCACGUUGGCCAUCGCGCUGGUCAGCAACGCCUGCGCCUUCCUCCUGCUCUACGUCAUCCCCGAGGUGACGCACGUGACGCGGCGCAGCCCCGAGCAGGCCUUUGAGGACGACGGCUACCCCACGCGCGGGGUGGGCUACGAGACCAUCCUGAAGGAGCAGAAGUCCCAGAGCAUGUUCGUGGAGAACAAAGCCUUCUCCAUGGACGAGCCCUCCUUCGCCAAGAAACCGGUGUCCCCGUACAGCGGCUACAACGGGCAGCUGCUCACCAGCGUGUACCAGCCCACCGAGAUGGCUCUGAUGCACAAGGGCAUGAGUGAAGGUCCCUAUGAUGUGAUCCUACCCCGCGCCUCCACCAGCCCGGCACCCGGCAGUGCCAGCUCCACGCUCCGAGCCGAGGACGCCUUCGCGGCACAGGCCCGGCACAUCGACCCCCGGGACACCCGGAGCUUCCAGGUGCAGUCCCCGUACAGCAGGAACCGGUGGUGAAGCCCCCGUGGCACAGGUCCUGCAGCCCUGGCACAGCCGCCACCCCUCCGUCCUGCUCCCGAGGUCUCGCCAAGCCUCAUCCUGCCCUGACACGUGAAUCCCACCCCGGCCAGCAGCCAGAGCCAGUUCCUGCCAACGGGAUGCCCGGAUACGGCCCCAGAGCCAGCGCUCCCACCUGCCCGUCCCACCUGGCCAUGGCACCCGCAAGCCGCCCGCUCUGCCCGGACCCCACGGCCUGCCUCAAGGACUGGCUCCCAUGGGGACACCCCAAGUUGUCCCCCCACUGCCUUUGUGACGCACAGACACCCCGUCCCCCCCAGGCCAUGGACCCUCUGAAGCCGGGGAGCCAGUGGGACCCCCACCCAGGGCACCCCCGGCACCAAGCCCCCAGCUCCACGGUGACCCCACCAGCCCUGGGGACCCUGAGCUGGUCUGGCCCCCUCCCACCACGGGGUGUGAGGGGACACAAAGCUGUCCCCAGCUCUGCCUCCUGCCCUGCCUCAGUGUCCCCACUGCUGGGGAAGGGAGGCUGCUGGGGGCCCAGGGGAUCAGUGCCUUGCUGGGGCCCCACAGUCCCAGCCGCCUCCUUGGUGCCUUCCCCCCUCAGGGCUCGGGGACCCUUCUGGGUUGUGGGGAGGGGGCUGGGCCCCUCGCCCUCCCUGUGGCUUUCUCUGUCAUUUUUCCUCUCCCCCGUUUUUUUUCAGGUCACCCCAAUAAAGGUGGUUUUUCCUACA